This is a messenger RNA of Trifolium pratense (red clover), 4013 nucleotides long. Its product is annotated as phosphomethylpyrimidine synthase, chloroplastic. The record is from RefSeq and is a predicted model, not a curated record. Gene Ontology annotation, cellular component: membrane; chloroplast thylakoid. Gene Ontology annotation, biological process: proteolysis; thiamine biosynthetic process. Gene Ontology annotation, molecular function: ATP binding; iron-sulfur cluster binding; carbon-carbon lyase activity. Bases 159 to 3833 code for a protein of 1224 amino acids. The transcript has 14 exons. NCBI's taxonomy places the organism in Eukaryota, Viridiplantae, Streptophyta, Magnoliopsida, Fabales, Fabaceae.
AAGGGUUGAAAUCUUCCCAAGUCUCCAAAUAAUCCAACGGCUGAAAUUCAGCGUCGCUUCUUCAUCUCCUUCCUCUUCCUCAUCCACCAUUGUUCCUCUGCAACCCAAUUCACAAUUUUCAAUUUUUCGUUUCUGUGUCUCAUAAAAACUCUCUUCGAAUGUUACCUUUAGAGUAUCAUCUUCACUAUCGAUCUCCCUUAAUCCAUAACAAACCUUGCCAAUUUUCCCGCCUAAAUUCUAGGGUUCCUCCUUACCCAUGUCGUUUUGUUCCUUCUUCAUGUCGUUUUAAAUCUCUACCUUCAUCCAAUUCACGAAGCUUUGGAUUUUCGGUCAACAACGACAGACCCACAAGAUGGGUUUGUCGUUCUACAAGUGAGACAGAUUCAGCAACCGGUUCGAGUUCGGAUGAGAAAAAAACCGGGGAGGGUCCGGUUGUUGUUGUUGAUGAUGAUACCGGUUCGACAAGCUCCGGUUCGGACAGGAGGAAGGAGAAACAGAGGAAGGGUGGUUGGUGGCGGUGGAAGUGGCCGGAGUUACGGUGGCAACCGCUGGUUCAGGGACAGGAAACUGGGGUUUUUGUAUUGCAAUUAGGGUUGAUGAUUUUUGUUAUGAAGUUGAUCCUACCCGGAACAUCGUUACCCGGGUUGGUUCCUAAGUCUCAAACAUCGUUUGUGCCUGUGCCUUAUAGUGAGUUUUUGAGUAGAGUUAAUAGCAACCAGGUGAGAAAAGUGGAGGUUGAUGGGGUUCAUGUUAUGUUCAAGUUGAAAAGUGGUGUUAGAAAUGUUCAUGAUGGUGAAGUUUCAGGAGAUAGUAGUAGUAGUAGUAGGUUGCAUGAAUCAGAGUCUUUGGUGAAAGGUGUUGCACCAACUAGAAGGAUAGUUUAUACUACAACAAGGCCAAGUGAUAUUAGAGCUCCUUAUGAAAAGAUGUUGGAGAAUGAGGUGGUGUUUGGGUCGCCCGAUAAACGUUCUGGUGGAUUCUUAAACACUGCACUGAUAGCCUUUUUUUGUGCUGCUGGGCUUGCAGGGGUUCUCAGUCGAUUACCUAUAAACUUUUCUGUGCAUACUACUGGUCAGCUUCGAAACCGCAAAUCAGGCCCUUCCGGUACAAAGUCAUCUGAACGAGGUGAAACAGUCACUUUUGCUGACAUUGCUGGAGUGGAUGAGGCUAAAGAGGAGUUAGAAGAGAUUGUGGAAUUUCUUCGAAAUCCAGACAGAUACACAAGACUCGGCGCUCGUCCUCCUCGCGGUGUUUUAUUGGUGGGCCUUCCUGGGACAGGCAAGACUCUACUAGCAAAGGCUGUGGCUGGGGAAGCUGAUGUGCCAUUUAUAAGUUGUUCUGCUAGUGAGUUUGUAGAGUUGUUUGUUGGUAUGGGUGCCUCUCGUGUAAGAGAUCUCUUUGCAAGGGCAAAGAAGGAAGCUCCAUCCAUAAUAUUUAUCGACGAGAUAGAUGCUGUAGCUAAAAGUCGUGAUGGCAAAUUUCGCAUGGUCAGCAAUGAUGAACGAGAACAAACCCUGAAUCAGUUACUCACUGAGAUGGAUGGCUUUGACAGCAACUCUGCAGUGAUAGUUCUUGGAGCUACUAAUAGGGCAGAUGUCUUGGACCCUGCUCUUCGUCGUCCAGGAAGAUUUGAUCGCGUAGUUAUGGUGGAAGCGCCUGAUAGGGUUGGAAGAGAAGCUAUCCUUAAAGUUCAUGUUUCCAAAAAAGAACUCCCUUUAGCCAAAGAUGUUGGCCUUGGUGACAUUGCUUCUAUGACCACUGGUUUCACCGGAGCAGAUCUUGCAAACCUAGUAAAUGAGGCCGCAUUACUGGCUGGAAGACAAAGUAAAGCUGUAGUCGAGAAAAUUGAUUUCAUUCAUGCUGUAGAAAGAUCAAUAGCUAUGGCGUCGGUGCAUGCUAAUGUGACAUCAGUUGUUUGCAAGAAUGGAAACCAUGCUUCUCAAUCAAAGUUCCCGAAUUCUACAUUCUUGCCUCGGUUUGACGUUGUUGGCCGUUCUUCAAAUGUUUGGAAGAAGGAACUAGUUCCAUCUUCCAUGGCUUUAGUACCUAGAGCAACCUUGACAUUUGAUCCUCCAACAACUAAUGCAAACAAAACCAAACAAACGAAGCACACGAUUGAUCCUGCUUCUCCUGAUUUUCUUCCUCUUCCUUCCUUCGAACAGUGCUUUCCAAAGAGCACUAAAGAAAUCAGGGAAGUCAUUCAUGAAGAAAGUGGUCAUGUGCUCAAAGUUCCAUUUCGACGAGUUCAUUUGUCUGGUGAUGAAUCGCACUUUGAUAAUUAUGACACCAGCGGUCCCCAAAAUAUAAGUCCAAGGAUAGGACUACCAAAGUUGCGCCAAGAGUGGAUUGAUAGGAGAGAAAAAACAAGUCCUCCAAGAUUCACUCAGAUGUACUAUGCUAAGCAGGGAAUCAUUACUGAGGAGAUGCUUUAUUGCGCCACUCGUGAGAAGCUCAGCCCAGAGUUUGUGAGGUCAGAAGUUGCUCGAGGACGAGCCAUCAUUCCUUCCAACAAGAAGCACUUGGAGUUAGAGCCAACAAUAGUCGGAAGAAACUUUUUGGUGAAAGUAAAUGCAAACAUUGGAAAUUCUGCAGUUGUAAGCUCUAUAGAAGAGGAAGUUUACAAGGUUCAAUGGGCAACUAUGUGGGGAGCUGAUACAGUUAUGGAUCUCUCAACCGGUCGCCACAUCCACGAAACUCGAGAGUGGAUCUUACGCAACUCUGCUGUGCCGGUUGGGACUGUACCUAUUUAUCAAGCACUUGAGAAAGUUAAUGGAAUUGCGGAAGAUCUUAACUGGGAGGUUUUCAGGGAGACAUUGAUUGAACAAGCUGAACAAGGUGUAGAUUACUUCACCAUUCAUGCAGGAGUACUUCUUAGGUAUAUUCCUUUAACUGCGAAGCGCAUGACGGGAAUAGUUUCUAGAGGAGGAUCGAUUCAUGCAAAGUGGUGCUUAGCUUAUCACAAAGAGAAUUUUGCUUAUGAGCACUGGGAUGACAUACUCGACAUCUGCAAUCAGUAUGAUGUGGCACUAUCCAUUGGUGAUGGUUUAAGACCUGGAUCCAUUUAUGAUGCAAAUGACACAGCUCAAUUUGCCGAGCUUUUGACACAAGGUGAACUCACUCGUAGAGCAUGGGAAAAGGAUGUACAGGUGAUGAAUGAAGGACCUGGACAUGUUCCAAUGCACAAGAUUCCUGAAAACAUGCAAAAACAGCUAGAAUGGUGUAAUGAAGCGCCUUUCUACACUCUCGGUCCUUUAACAACUGAUAUUGCCCCUGGUUACGAUCACAUCACCUCGGCUAUUGGUGCUGCUAACAUUGGUGCACUUGGUACAGCUCUUCUCUGUUAUGUGACUCCAAAAGAACAUCUCGGACUUCCAAACCGAGAUGAUGUGAAGGCUGGAGUUAUAGCUUACAAGAUAGCUGCUCAUGCUGCCGAUUUAGCCAAACAACAUCCUCACGCUCAAGCCUGGGAUGAUGCCUUAAGCAAGGCAAGAUUUGAGUUUCGAUGGAUGGAUCAGUUUGCUUUGUCAUUGGAUCCAAUGACUGCCAUGUCCUUCCACGAUGAAACACUGCCAGCAGAAGGUGCAAAGGUGGCUCAUUUCUGCUCGAUGUGCGGCCCUAAAUUCUGUUCUAUGAAGAUAACCGAGGAUGUGAGAAAGUAUGCUGAGAAACAUGGGUAUGGGGAUGUUGAGGAAGCUUUGAAGGAGGGGAUGAAUGCUAUGAGUGCAGAAUUUCUAGCUGCAAAGAAAACUAUCAGUGGAGAACAACACGGUGAAGCUGGUGGAGAGAUUUACUUGCCAGAAUCUUACGUAAGCUCUAAGGAAGGGGCUAUAUAAAUCGAGCAAAUCGUAUGAGAGAACUGGGGGCUAUCUACAAAACUGGCCAGCGAGGACAGUGAAGUAUUUGCGAGCAAUAGGAUAAUACAAACUUUAGUUUGUGAACAUUUAAGAACUCCAUCUUUAUUUUUCUUUUGUUGUGUUAUCCAAUCUCAUCAAUAAAUUGCAUUAGUACGUUCA